This is a messenger RNA of Phytophthora sojae, 1878 nucleotides long. RefSeq lists its product as hypothetical. Lineage: Eukaryota; Oomycota; Peronosporomycetes; Peronosporales; Peronosporaceae. The record is from RefSeq and is a predicted model, not a curated record. Gene Ontology annotation, biological process: vesicle-mediated transport; intracellular protein transport. The coding region runs from base 1 to 1878 and encodes 625 amino acids. Gene Ontology annotation, cellular component: Golgi membrane. The transcript has a single exon.
AUGGCCAUGGACACCAUCGCGGGCGUGAAGAAUUACCUGGAGAAGAUCAUCUCGGACCCGCAGCUGGAGGGGAUGAAGGCGCUGCUGCUAGACGCCGACACCAAGAGCGUGAUCAGCAUGGUCAUGUCCCAGUCGCAUAUCCUGCAGCGCGAGGUGUUCCUCGUGGAGCAGCUGGACGCCGUGCACGAGCCCAUGCUGCACCUCAAGGCCGCCGUGUUCGUGCGCCCCACGGCUCGCAACGUGGAGCUGCUGCGUCGAGAGCUCAAGGCGCCCAAGUACGGCCGCUACCACCUCUUCUUCUCCAAUAUCUUGCCGGUGGAGGCCCUCGAGAAGCUCGCGGAGGCCGACGAGAAGGAGGUCGUGGUGCAGAUCCAGGAGUACUACGCCGACUACCUGGCGGUCAACGAUUCGCUCUUCGACUUCGGUCUGCACAACUCCGUCCAGCUCAGCGUCAAGAUGCCCACAGCUCUGCCCGGAGGAGCACUGCUAUCUACUGCGACGGCGGGCGUACUGACGACGGACCCGGUGGACAAGACCAAGAUGACGUCCCCUCAGCUGUUCCAGAGAAGCGUGGAGGGACUGCUGUCUGUAUUGCUGUCCAUGAAGAAGCGACCUGCGAUUCGGUACGCCAAAGGAUCGGAGGUGGCGGAGAAACUGGCACGCGAGGUGUCGGCGAGGAUGCAGCUGGAACAGGACGGACUGUUUGACUUCCGACGACCGGAGGUGACUCCGUUGGUGUACGUGCUGGACCGCAAGGACGACCCUGUGACGCCGCUGCUGACGCAGUGGUGCUACCAAGCGAUGGUCCACGAGCUGUUGGGACUGCAUGAGAACCGCGUGGACCUCCGUGACGCACCCAACGUACGCAAGGACAUGACGGAGCUGGUGCUGUCGACGACCUCGGACGAUUUCUUCGCGCAACAUGUGCACGCCAACUUCGGCGACCUCGGUAUGGCGGUCAAGCAGCUCGUGGACAAGUAUCAAGCUCAGACGCAGACGCACGAGAACAUCCAGUCCAUUGAUGACAUGCAGCGGUUUUUGGAGAACUACCCGGCUUUCAGAUCUCAGUCUGUGACUGUGUCCAAGCACGUGACGCUCAUGGGCGAGCUGGCUCGGCGUGUGGAAGUGGAUGGGCUCAUGGAUGUGAGUCAACUGGAACAGGAACUUGCGUGCGGUGACGACCACAACGCGCACUUCCGUGACGUGGUGGCAAAGUUGAAGGAGGCCCAAGUGAAGCCGAUGAACAAGCUGCGACUGGCGAUUUUGUAUGCUUUGCGAUACGAAACACACAGCUCGGUGCAGCUGAAGACAGUCAAGGAGUUGCUGGCUGCUCCCCACGGAGGAGGACUGCCCUCUGAUCGUGUGGCACUGAUUGACGCGUUCCUGAAGUUUGGCGGACAAAGGGCUCGCCAGGGCGACUUGUACGGCGAUCGCGCCGGUCUCAAAAAGUUCAUGGGGGCCGUCACGAAGGGCGUACAAGGUGUUCCGAACGUGUAUGCACAGCACGUACCGCCGUUAGCGAAGAAGCUUGAGCUAAUUCUUAAGGGUCAAUUGCUGGACCAAGAGUUCGGAGUUGUGAACGGAGGCGCAGCUGCAUCGUCGUCCUCAGACCUCAGCGGAAGCAACGGGGUGAAGCGCGUGCGCGAUGUGAUUGUCUACGUAUGUGGCGGCGUGACCUUCGAAGAGGCCAUGAAGGUAGCCGAGCUCAAUCAAAAGGCGGCUGCGUCGAACUCAGGUCAGCGCAUCCUGCUCGGUGGAUCGUGCAUUCACAACUCCACCAGCUUCCUCGAGGAGGUAGCAGCGGCGUACAAUUUAUCUCCUCUGCACGGACACGGUGGCGCGAAUGGCAACUGGAACUACGAUGGAAAGAAACUCUAG